Molecule: messenger RNA, 462 nt
Organism: Colletotrichum paranaense
Lineage: Eukaryota; Fungi; Ascomycota; Sordariomycetes; Glomerellales; Glomerellaceae
Product: nascent polypeptide-associated complex subunit beta
Exons: 4
Coding region: 1-462 (153 amino acids)
Cellular component (GO): nascent polypeptide-associated complex; cytosol
Source: RefSeq, a predicted model, not a curated record
AUGUCGGACGUCCAGGAACGCCUCAAGAAGCUCGGCGCCUCCGCGCGUAUCGGGUAUGUCGGCAAGGGCACUCCCCGCCGCAAGAUGAAGCGUGCGCCCGCGCGCUCCGCCGCCGACGACAAGAAGCUCCAGGCUGCCCUGAAGAAGCUCAACGUCCAGCCCAUCCAGGCCAUUGAGGAGGUCAACAUGUUCAAGUCUGACGGCAACGUCAUCCACUUUGCUGCUCCCAAGGUCCACGCUGCCGUCCCCGCCAACACCUUCGCCAUCUACGGCAACGGUGAGGACAAGGAGCUCACCGAGCUCGUCCCCGGCAUCCUCAACCAGCUCGGCCCCGACUCCCUCGCCUCGCUCCGCAAGCUCGCCGAGAGCUACCAGAACAUGCAGAAGGAGGGCAAGGACGGCGAGGAGGACGACAUCCCCGACCUGGUCGAGGGUGAGAACUUUGAGAGCAAGGUCGAGUAA